AUGUUAGUGCCUCUCCGCCCACUCCCUCCUCCCGCCUCUCCGCCCACUCCCUCCUCCCGCCUCUCCGCCCACUCCCUCCUCCCGCCUCUCCGCCCACUCCUUCCUCCCGCCUCUCCGCCCACUCCCGCCUGCCUCUCCGCCCACUCCCGCCUCCCUCUUCGCCCACUCCCGCCUCCCGCCUCUCCGCCCACUCCCUCCUCCCGCCUCUCCGCCCACUCCCUCCGCCCACUCUUCCUCCCGCCUCUCCGCCCACUCCUUCCUCCCGCCUCUCCGCCCACUCCCGCCUGCCUCUCCGCCCACUCCCGCCUCCCUCUUCGCCCACUCCCGCCUCCCGCCUCUCCGCCCACUCCCUCCUCCCGCCUCUCCGCCCACUCCCUCCUCCCGCCUCUCCGCCACUCCUUCCUCCCGCCUCUCCGCCCACUCCCGCCUGCCUCUCCGCCCACUCCCGCCUCCCUCUUCGCCCACUCCCGCCUCCCGCCUCUCCGCCCACUCCCUCCUCCCGCCUCUCCGCCCACUCCCUCCUCCGCCUCUCCGCCCACUCCUUCCUCCCGCCUCUCCGCCCACUCCCGCCUGCCUCUCCGCCCACUCCCGCCUCCCUCUCCGCCCACUCCCGCCUCCCGCCUCUCCGCCCACUCCCGCCUCCCUCUUCGCCCACUCCCGCCUCCCGCCUCUCCGCCCACUCCCGCCUCCCGCCUCUCCGCCCACUCCCGCCUGCCUCUCCAGUUUGUAUAG
Molecule: messenger RNA, 732 nt
Organism: Procambarus clarkii (red swamp crayfish)
Lineage: Eukaryota; Metazoa; Arthropoda; Malacostraca; Decapoda; Cambaridae
Source: RefSeq, a predicted model, not a curated record